Molecule: messenger RNA, 1560 nt
Organism: Poeciliopsis prolifica (blackstripe livebearer)
Lineage: Eukaryota; Metazoa; Chordata; Actinopteri; Cyprinodontiformes; Poeciliidae
Product: potassium channel subfamily K member 16-like
Exons: 5
Coding region: 1-876 (291 amino acids)
Biological process (GO): stabilization of membrane potential; potassium ion transmembrane transport
Cellular component (GO): membrane
Molecular function (GO): potassium ion leak channel activity
Source: RefSeq, a predicted model, not a curated record
AUGGCGUGGUUUCAUCUGGCUCGGGUCAAAGUGAACUGGACAGCACUUUUAAUUUUGGCCCACUUCACAUACCUGCUGAUCGGGGCUAUCAUCUUCCAGAUUCUGGAAAGAGAAGCUGAGAGCAACAAUAGAAACCACUUCCAGCUGGAGAAACUACAUUUCCUGACUAAUUACACCUGCUUGGAUGGUCCUGCCUUGGAGAAGUUUGUCCAGGUGAUUUUAUAUGCCUGGGAAAAGGGAGUGAACCCCUCAGGCAAUUCAACCAACCCCAGUAACUGGGAUUUCAGCAGCUCCUUCUUUUUUGCUGGCACAGUUGUCACAACCAUUGGUUACGGAAACCUCUCCCCGAGCACAGUGUCUGGUCAGGUGUUUUGUGUGUUUUACGCACUCUGUGGUAUUCCUCUGAACCUGGCUUUCCUGAAACAAAUGGGCAAGUGUCUGACCAUUCAUCUGGGUCGACUAGAGACAGGAAUAGUGGCGGUUGUUCCUCACAAGAAAGCCGUGGAAGCGCUGGCAGUCAGUUUGUUCUUCAUCACCGGCAGCCUGCUGUUUCUCGUCAUCCCUCCUCUUCUGUUCAGUUAUGUGGAAGGCUGGACAUUUGGAGAGGCCUUCUACUUUGCCUUCAUUACCCUCAGCACCAUUGGUUUUGGAGAUUAUGUAGUGGGCACCGACCCAGGGAAGGAGUACAUCUCCCUGUACCGCUGCCUUGCGGGCAUUUGGAUCAUCUUCGCGCUUGCUUGGCUUGCGCUCAUUCUUAACAUGGGAGUGAGGAUCAUAGAGAACCUGGUUAUCCUAACUCACCCAGGUUUUAAGAAGCAUGAAGAAGAGGAUGAGGAAGUUUCCUCCAGUAAAUUAGAAGUCACAUCAAAGAUCUGACAAUGGACUUUAAAUUUUUUCAAGCAAUAUUAUAAUUUACUUAAUGUUUUUUUUUUUCCUUUCUCUCUCUCUAAGAUCUCUCUUAAUACAAGAAGAGGCAACAGCAGUUUUAAUACAUGCAUAUAUUAGUGAUGUAUUGUGUUCUACCUCAGUGUGAAAGGGUUAAGGCUUGGCUUGAUCAGGAAUCUGUUUUUUCCAUUCUAUGUUUCUCUUCUUGUUCUCUUCUGAUUCCCACCCGUAUGAUUAGAUGUUCAAACAGGAAGCUCAUAUCUGGGCUGUUAUUUCAUGACACCAUGUCAGAUUGAAUGUGUGUGCGUGUGUGUGUGUUCAUUGUCAGUCCACAUCUGUGCUUGUGUGCUGAUGGGAGAACCAAGUGAAUUGAGCACGGACGGCUAUCUUAAACCAACACAUUAAUCAAGAUGGUGAUGCGAGGUGGAAAAAAAGGAGGAUGGCCCUCACCUGACACUACCUUAUGUUUUUCAGAAGACACGAUUAAAAACACUAAAUACACAUAUCUGACAUUCAUUCAAGAUGCCGUGCAAAGGAGCUCAUACAGCUGGGACUUUUUCACAAUUUGUCAUGUAUUCACAAACUUUUAUGUUUUUGUUCCUAUUGUAUUGCACAAUGAUGGAGUAGAAGGAAGAGGACGCAGGGUUCAUUAGAAAUAAAAAUCUGAAAUAUGUC